Hypanus sabinus (Atlantic stingray) is the source of this 1705-nucleotide messenger RNA. RefSeq names its product CWC27 spliceosome associated cyclophilin (gene cwc27). Gene Ontology annotation, cellular component: catalytic step 2 spliceosome. The record is from RefSeq and is a predicted model, not a curated record. Bases 96 to 1511 code for a protein of 471 amino acids. The transcript is spliced from 14 exons. Gene Ontology annotation, molecular function: peptidyl-prolyl cis-trans isomerase activity. Gene Ontology annotation, biological process: protein folding; protein peptidyl-prolyl isomerization. Lineage: Eukaryota; Metazoa; Chordata; Chondrichthyes; Myliobatiformes; Dasyatidae.
CGCAAAGCGUGUGCCGGGACUGCGAGUGCUGCUGAGGGGUCGCAGGUGCGAGGGGUUCUGGAGAUUUAAAUAGAAAUCCCCGCCAAACCGCUGCCAUGAGUAACAUCUACAUCCAAGAACCGCCCAGCAGUGGCAAGGUCCUUUUGAAGACUACCGCGGGUGACAUUGAUAUAGAAUUAUGGUCAAAAGAGGCACCAAAAGCAUGCAGGAACUUUAUUCAACUCUGCUUGGAAGGUUAUUAUGAUAACACAAUAUUUCACAGAGUUGUACCCGGCUUUAUUGUUCAAGGAGGGGAUCCUACUCAAAGUGGAGCAGGUGGUGAGUCAAUAUAUGGGAAGCCAUUUAAGGAUGAAUUUCAUUCUCGUUUACGUUUUAACAGAAGAGGAUUGGUUGCUAUGGCAAAUGCUGGCCCUCAUGAUAAUGGAAGUCAAUUUUUCUUUACAUUGGGACCUGCAGAUGAACUUAAUAACAAGCAUACCAUCUUUGGAAAGGUGACUGGCGACACAAUUUAUAAUAUAUUAAGAUUAGCAGAAGUAGAAAUUGAUAAGGAUGAACGACCAAUUGUCCCUCACAGAAUCAAAUCUACAGAGGUGCUCCAUAACAGCUUUGAUGACAUUGUUCCAAGAAUAUUGAAAAAACACAAGAAGGAGAAGAGAGAUGACGAAUCGAAAAAAUCUCAUUUGAAAGGCACAAAAAAUUUCAGCUUGCUUUCCUUUGGAGAAGAAGCAGAGGAGGAGGAAGAGGAAGUAAAUAGAGUUAGCCAGAGUAUGAAAGGAAAAAGCAAAAGUAGCCAUGACUUGUUGAAGGAUGACCCUCGCUUAAGUUCUGUACCAGUUGUUGAAAGUGAAUUGGCAGUAAUGAAGUCAGAAGGAGCAUCUGACAAGGAGGAAGAUGAUGAUUCUGGCAGCGAAGAUAAUGAACAGCUGAAAGAACAGAUUGCUAAGAAAUUGAAGAAAGACAAAAAUGAGGAUAUUAAACUUCAGGAUGAAGAACGUAAUGUUGAUAAUGAAGAGAAAAGGAAACCCAGUCGCAGUGAAGAGCUACGCAAAGAAGCACGUCAGUUGAAACGAGAACUGUUGGCAGCAAAACUGAAAAAGACAGACCAUCUGAAAAAGGAAGAAACAGAACCAAAAGAGAGUGAACCAGCUCCAAACAGUGCCCUGGCAGAAUACCUAAAUGAAAGGAGGAAAUAUGAAGAAUUACGCAGACAAAAGCCAAAGAAUGGCUCAAGCCGUGAGGAACAGACUUUGGCAUUGCUUGAUCGAUUCAAAUCAAAGCUUACAAAAGCUAUCUCAGAAACUCCAGAGGAAGAUGUAGUUCAACCAGAAGGAAAUGAUGAUGAAGGCUGGAUGUCUCACAUACUUCAGUUUGAAGAACAAACAAGAAAAGUAAAGGAUGCAAACAUGCAAGAUGAAGACACAUUUGAAAUACAUGAUCCCCGGAAUCCAGUGAAUAAAAGACGAAGGGAAGAAAGCAAAAAGAUCAUGAAAGAGAAAAAAGAAAGAAGAUAAACCCUAACAUACCCGAAAGAGGAAGCUGUAUAUAUAUAUGAUACAUCCUUCACAAAUCAUCCAGUGUCUGCUAAUAUUUAAGCAGCUUGAAGUAGUCUGUAAUGUUACAAAUUCGCCAAGUGAUGCUCAUUGAAAGAAUACAUUUUCUAAUAAUUUUUCUUCAAAUAGCAGGAAAAUAAAUUUUAUUAUCGCAA